AUGAUCAUAGAUUACAGAAGGCUAAAUGAAAUUACAAUUGAUGAUAAGUACCCCCUUCCAAAUAUCGCAGACCUUUUCGAUAAACUAGGUAAGAGCACUUACUUUUCGACACUCGACCUGGCCAGCGGCUAUCACCAAAUUGAACUUAAUGAAGAUGACCGACAGAAAACUGCCUUCAGCACCCAAAAUGGGCACUAUGAGUUCCUGAGGAUGCCAUUUGGAUUAAAGACAGCCCCCGCCACCUUUCAAAGGGCUAUGAAUAACGUCUUAAGAGGGUUGCAAGGAAUCCAUUGCCUUGUGUACCUUGACGACGUUAUUAUCUUUUCGGCUAGUCUACAAGAAAACAUGGAGAAACUCCGUACAGUUUUUGACCGACUUAGAAAGACUAACAUGAAAAUACAAUUAGACAAAUCUGAAUUUUUCCGAAAAGAAGUUUUAUAUCUUGGACACACCAUAACUAAAGACGGACUGCGACCAAACGACGACAAAAUUAAGGUAAUACAGAAUUAUCCUCUUCCUAAGACAACCACCGAAAUCAAAAGUUUCCUUGGGCUGGUUGGAUAUUAUAGAAAAUUUAUAAAGGACUUUGCGAAAAUCACACAGCCCCUAACAUCGUGUUUAAAGAAAAGGAAUAAGAUAAUUAUAGACCAAAAUUAUAUAGAUGCUUUUCAUAAAUGUAAAGAAAUAUUGACCAGUGUCCCACUACUACAAUACCCUGAUUCGACUAAACCGUAUAUAUUAACUACCGACGCUUCGAAUGUAGCUCUUGGUGCAGUAUUAUCACAAGGACCAAUAGGGUCAGAUAAGCCUAUUGCAUAUGCCAGCCGCACACUUAGUGACACCGAGUCACGAUACAGCACAAUAGAGCGCGAACUUUUAGCCAUCAUUUGGGCUGUAAAGCAUUUUAGGCCCUAUUUGUAUGGACAAAAAUUUCAAAUUUAUACAGACCAUAGACCCCUUGCUUGGCUCUAUUCCCUUAAGGAGCCUAACAGCAAACUAACACGCUGGCGUUUGCGUCUUCAAUAA
Molecule: messenger RNA, 1026 nt
Organism: Parnassius mnemosyne (clouded apollo)
Lineage: Eukaryota; Metazoa; Arthropoda; Insecta; Lepidoptera; Papilionidae
Source: the annotation of a GenBank genome assembly